Molecule: messenger RNA, 1665 nt
Organism: Aureobasidium vineae
Lineage: Eukaryota; Fungi; Ascomycota; Dothideomycetes; Dothideales; Saccotheciaceae
Source: the annotation of a GenBank genome assembly
AUGGCGUCGGAGCUACCUUUCAAGUUAAAUAACAAGGAUAUAUUCCGCGACAAUUGUCUCGUCAAUGGCGAGUGGGUGGAAGCGCAGUCCAAGAAGCGCUUCGAUGUCGUCGAUCCUGGCACUGGCAAAAUCUGGGCUACAGCUCCCGAUAAUGGACCUGAGGACGUAGACAAGACUGUCGAAGCAGCUCAGGCGGCAUUCGAGUCUUAUCGCAAAGUCAACUCAAGGACCAGGGCACAAUGGCUAUUGAAGUGGGAUGCACUUAUUCGAGAGCACAGAGACGACAUUGCAAAAAUCGUGACAUACGAGACUGGCAAGCCGAUCGCCGAGAGUCAGGGAGAGCUCGACUAUGCUCUGGGGUUUACUUGGUGGUUUGCAGGAGAAGCAGAGAGAAUCCAAGGCACAAUAUCUACACCCGCAGCUCCCGGGCGCCGUGUCUUCACCAUCAAACAACCUAUCGGUGUCGCCGUGGCGCUGACACCAUGGAACUUCCCCAUCGCAAUGAUCCUUCGCAAAGCCGGAGCAGCUCUGGCAGCAGGAUGUACCAUGAUUGUCAAGCCAUCGCCUGAAACGCCCUUCUCCGUCUUGACUUUGGCGUACUUGGCUCUUCAAGCAGGCUUCCCACCUGGUGUCUUUAAUGUCUUGACUACUAGUCUUGAUAACACUCCUUCAUUGUCGGAGGCACUGUGUCGCCACGAGCUUGUCAAGAAAGUUACAUUUACAGGCAGCACUCGUGUGGGCAAACUGGUAGCCAAGAUCUGUUCCGAUGGAUUGAAGAAGGUCACACUCGAGCUCGGCGGCAACUGCCCCUUCCUCAUCUUUGAGGAUGCCGAUCUGGAACAGGCAGCUAAUGGCCAAGCCUGUAUAACCGCCAACCGCGUCUACGUCCAAAAAUCGAUCUACGAAGACUUCUCCAAGCUCAUCGUCCAGAAGACUAAAGGACUUGUGAUGGGCCACGGCAGCGAACAGAAAACAACAUUGGGGCCAGUGACUACCUCCCGCGGCCUUGACAAAGCUGAGUCUCAAGUCAAGGACGCAGUCUCUAACGGCGGAAAGCUGCUACUCGGCAAUGGCCAGAGGACGAAAGACGUAGGAGGUUACUUCUUCGAACCUGCAAUUAUUGGAGAUGCGAACAGGGAUAUGUUGAUUGCGAACGAAGAAACCUUUGCGCCUGUGCUUGCACUUUUCCCUUUCGAUACCGAGGAAGAGGCAGUGCAAAGAGCCAACGACACCAGUAUGGGGUUGGCGAGUUAUUACUUCACUAAGAAUGUUGAUAGGACCUGGAGGUUGUUCGAAAAUCUCGAGGCUGGUAUGCUUGGUAUCAAUACUGGCAACUCUUCAGCUGCAGAAAGUCCGUUCGGUGGUAUCAAGGAAAGUGGCUAUGGAAAGGAGUCGGGCAAGGAUGUUGCGGUCAACGAUGCUAUCAACUCGAACUCAAACUUCGUCUUCACAAACUCGAGUUUCUCCUCCGCCACCUCCAGCUUCUGCUUCACCGACGCCAGCUUCAGCGAUGAGGAUCUCACCGCCUCUUCUGUCGCCCUUCCCACGAGUAUGAUACGACCUACAUGCGACAACCGGGUCGAUAUCGAGAUGCUUCUCCGUCAACGCGCUUGCUACAUCGGCAUGGUCAUUCAAGACAUGGAAGGAUUGCACGACAUUUUCUGA